Messenger RNA from Medicago truncatula (barrel medic), 1094 nucleotides. RefSeq names its product RING-H2 finger protein ATL78. Bases 126 to 812 code for a protein of 228 amino acids. The record is from RefSeq and is a predicted model, not a curated record. Lineage: Eukaryota; Viridiplantae; Streptophyta; Magnoliopsida; Fabales; Fabaceae. The transcript has a single exon. Gene Ontology annotation, molecular function: transferase activity. Gene Ontology annotation, biological process: protein ubiquitination.
AUUUCAUGCCACAAUAAGAGAAAGACAACAAAUCCAACCACCUUAUAAAUAUACAAAUCCCCUUAGUGCAACCAACCUCAAAAAUCAAAAUUAAGCUCAAAAACAUUAACACCUUAAACAAAAACAUGUAUGCUACUACUUCCUUUGUUUCACCACUCCUCCAUGAACUUGUUGAGAAUUUCCACUCAAGAAGGUUACUCCUUCACUCAUCCAAUUCAGCCAACCCUCCAAUUUCCACAAGCAUCCAUGAUUCAACUAAAGAAUCAUCAUAUGCUGGAGAUGGUAAUUUUGAUGCAAAUGUUGUUAUGGUACUCUCUGUCCUAUUAUGUGCUCUUAUUUGUUCACUUUGUUUGAACUCAAUCAUAAGGUGUGCAUUAAAAUGUUCCAAUUUAGUUGUGAUGAGUGGUGAUCGCUCCGCUAACAACAUUCCAGUUCGAGCGGCAAACACUGGAAUCAAGAAGAAAGCUCUCAAGAAAUUCACCACAGUUAGUUACUCAGAUGAGCUGAAAUUGCCGAGUUUGGACUCGGAGUGUGUGAUAUGUCUGUCGGAGUUCACUAACGGCGAUAAAGUGCGCCUUUUGCCAAAGUGUAACCAUGGAUUUCAUGUUCGUUGCAUUGACAAAUGGCUAAGUUCGCAUUCGUCUUGUCCGAAAUGUAGACAGUGCCUUAUUGAAACUUGUAACAAAAUUGUUGGGUCACAAGGUAGUUCAUCCCAACCACAACCUAUGUUGUUUCCGGUGCCCGAAACAAUUGUAACUAUAGCACCACUGGAACCUGAAGGUUUGGUGCGUAAUUAUAGGGAGGUUAGCUAAUUUAAUCAGCACUGCUUUCUUCUUUGAAGCUGAAAUUAGCACUUUACUUUAGAGUUUGUAGAAUGUCUUUUAAGUAGUUCUAGUUUAGACUGAGUCAUCUUCCAGAUCAACCAUAAUCAAUGUAGUGGUUACUGGUCAUGAAUGAUUGGAUGUGUAUAGUGUUCAAACUUUUCAGAAUUUGUUUUAGUUUUACCUUUUCUCUGCCUCCUAAAUUGUAUAAAACAAGUUCAAAUUGUAAUUGUGUUAUUUUCAGUUUUACUCCAAUGUGCUUUAUGUUAAAAA